This is a messenger RNA of Syngnathus typhle (broad-nosed pipefish), 1565 nucleotides long. It is a transcript of the gene fmoda, whose product is annotated as fibromodulin a. Lineage: Eukaryota; Metazoa; Chordata; Actinopteri; Syngnathiformes; Syngnathidae. Gene Ontology annotation, molecular function: protein binding. The coding region runs from base 146 to 1174 and encodes 342 amino acids. The record is from RefSeq and is a predicted model, not a curated record. The transcript has 6 exons.
AAAAGGGGCGGAGACGUCUAUUUUUUUUGUUGUUGUUGGUUAGUGUGCCCUCCAGUCUUGGGACCAUUCGGACACAGCGAGGGUGAAGCAGAGAAGGGGCCUGUAUUGCUAAACAGGUUAAAGAGGAUUUUGCGUGCGUGCUGCCAUGCAUCCGGUGAUCCUCCUCUUGUCUGCCUUGCUUGCACUCCCUCCCUCCCAUGGCCAAGAUCCUUUUGGCUGGCUUUACAGCCGCCGGAGCUCCGUCCAAAUGGACACGACAGGAGGCGAGUGCCCCCCCGAGUGCGACUGUCCCCCGACCUUUUCCAUUGCUAUGUACUGUGACGCACGGGGCCUGACACUCAUGCCCGCCAUCCCUUCCCGAAUGAAGUACUUGUACCUUCAAAACAACGCCAUCUCAGCUAUAUCCGACUCAUCUCUGGUUAACGCAACCAAUCUUGUGUGGCUCAUGAUGCACAAUAACCGACUCACAUCUGAUGGCAUCAGCGAGAAGGCCUUUUCGAAGUUGGAACGACUUGAGCGUUUUUAUUUAAAUCACAACAAUUUGACCAGCAUCCCUCGUAACCUCCCUCGCACCCUUCGAGACCUGAGGAUCAACCAUAACAACAUUCAAAAGGUAACACCUUCAGACUUGGAGGGAAUGGAUAACCUCACAAUCCUGCAUCUCCAUGACAACGCUAUCACAGACAUGGGUGCGUCGCUCAAGUCCCUGACAUCCCUCACGCUGUUGGACGUCAGCGCCAACAAGUUGACAAAGGUGCCAGAGGCUCUCCCUGAACAACUGCACCAGCUCUACUUGGACUCCAACUCCAUUGCCUCCUUGCCUGAGGCAUUCUUGGCCACUUUCACGCAGCUGCAGUACCUGCGAAUGGCCCACAACCAGCUCACAGACAAAGGCCUCCCUUCCAACAUCUUUAAUGUGACGGGCCUGGUAGAGCUAGAUCUGAGCUUCAACCGCCUGGAGAGAAUCCCUCUGGUCAGCACCGCCCUGGAGCAUCUCUAUCUCCAAGCCAAUCACAUCAAAGAGUUCACAUUGGGGAGUUUCUGCAACAUUGUGGAUGUUACCAAUUUCUCCAAGCUGCAAACUCUGCGGCUGGAUGGAAAUGAGAUCAGUCAAGAGGAUAUCCCGUCAGAUUCCUCGCUCUGUCUGCGUUUGGCUUCCAGCAUUGACGUUUAAUCGUGCACUCAACCUUUUCAGAAAAUCGCUAACAUUAUCCACUUUGUUAUGCAGUACUUUGCUACUGGGAUUAUUUUACAUUCAGACAGAAGAGAGUAUUCCUUGUCUUGUGGUUUGUAUUUGAAUGUUUCCGGAAUGUACUGUGACUUUUCUUUCCCUUUUUGAUAUACUUGAAUAUACUUGAUAAUCAAAUAGAAUUAGAUAUAUUGUAUGACAAGAUUGACCAAACUCUUGGUUCGAUCAGCACGUGUUGAGCUUUAAGGUAGCUAGUAGAGUUGCAUUUGCAAUAUAAUUGUUCAUAAAAUGACAAAGCUUGAUUUUGUACAAGUGGACGAAUGGUAUUAAAGAUGUUUUUAUUAACUUUUUGCAUGGAUAAAACAUACAAAAAUGA